Taeniopygia guttata (zebra finch) is the source of this 957-nucleotide messenger RNA. NCBI's taxonomy places the organism in Eukaryota, Metazoa, Chordata, Aves, Passeriformes, Estrildidae. The record is from RefSeq and is a predicted model, not a curated record.
AUGAGCCCCCUCAGCGUCCUCGCCCCCGUCCUGUUCGGAGCCCUCCUGGCGGCCGCCGGCCCCACCCAGUUCUUCCGCGAGGAGUUCGGGGAUGGAGGGCAACCGGGGGGCACCGGGAGCGGCCACGAGAGGCGGCGCAGCGCGCUGUUCCGGCACCUCGCCCGCCAGGCCUCGCUGCUGCACACGAGCCGCUCGCUGACGUCACUGAGCCGCUCGCUCUCCUCCUCCGACUCGCUGCCCGCCUCCCCCACGCAUGCGCGGGCGCGCGAGCCCGGGGCCUCCCCGCCCAGCAGCUCGCCCGGUUCCAGCGCUCCGCCGUCACCGGCGGGGCCGCACCUGCGGCCGAGCUCCCUGCAGGGGCUGUCACCGAAGCUGCAGCGGCAGUACCGGGCGGCGCGGUGCCGCUCCGCCGGCAGCAUCCCGCUCUCGCCGCUCGCCCACACGCCCUCGCCGCCCGCCGCCUCCCCGCCCGCCUUCCCCGCCAAGCUGCACCCCAAAGCCGCCGAGUCCCCGCGCCUCGCCCGCCGCGGGCUCCCGGAGAAGGCGGCGCCGGGGCCGCCCCGCAAGUUGGGGCUGGAGCCGCCCCGCAAGGACUUCCCGGCCGAGCCGCCGCUGCAGAGCUUGGCCGAGUGGGACGGCGAGGGCCCGGCCGAGCCGCCGCCCGCCGCGCCCCCCGCCCGCCGCCUGGGCCGCCAGGAGCUGCCGCUGCUGCUCGGGGGUCCCCCCGGGCGGAGCCGCCGCCGCCGGGCCCGGAGGAGCCCGAGCGGGGGGCGCGGGGUCCCCCCAAGGCGCUCAGCCCGGUGCAGGAGCACGAGCGCGGCGGGGCGGCCCCGGGGGGGCCCCCGGUGCCCAUCGUGGUGGUGGGGCCCGGCGCGACCCCCGGGGACCCCCGGAGCGCCGCGGGCCCCCCCGGGCGCUGAGCUUUACCCGAGCCCCCCAAAUCCCGGCUGUAAAUAG